GAGCUUGUUCAAGGAAACCGUGUUUUUGGAACAGUGACUCAUUUCGGUAGUCAAGAAGAGGAAUUGGGUUGGGAACGUGGAGAAAUUCAACAUGCCUUUGGCGUAUUUAGCCGACCCUUGGCAGAAAAUGAAAAUACACGAAGAGACGGAGGUGAUUUUAUCUUAUGACAAUUUGCGAUCUUUGUGCUGAGUUUCAAUUUCAAUUUCUGGGGUCGAAGCUCAUUCGAUAACUUUACAUAUUCACAAUCUCCUAGGUUGCAGAUGAAGAAAUGACUGAUGAAAAUAAAAAUGGAGUAAGCGAAUCUUUUGGCGUAAAAUUAUGUUAAGCUCUUAUUGUUUGUCCGAAAAAUGCUAGACCAAGGCCCACUGUUUUGUAUUUACAACAGCCUUUUGAGGAAACAUCUUCGCUUAUCGAUGUUGCCGAAGAAUUUGUGAAUUCGAAGGCAUGCCAGAAAGCCGACCCUUCGCAAUUCGAACUGCUGAAAGUUCUCGGACAGGGAUCCUUUGGCAAGGUAAGUUUUUAAUGUCCUUCUUGUUCGCUUUUAGUCUUACUAAUCCUUGUCCGAGCAAGGUGAAUAAAUCUUUAAUUGGAAAAGGUACUUCUUGGCGUCAUAGUGGAACCAUGUUUUUGACCUUUGCUUACGUUGUGCCGGCUAUUUCACGCAUUAAUCUUAAUUUAUCGCCACUCCAAUGUUUGUGUAUGCUUCUUUAGUUUGUAGCUCAUUUAUCAUUGUUCAAACUUCUUGUAGAACGUUCUUCAUGGGGACGUCAAACUAUCAAAUGUAUUGUUUUAGGUAUUUUUAGUGCGCAAGUUGACGGACGCCGAUGCGGGAAAUCUUUAUGCAAUGAAAGUUUUGAAGAAAGCAACUCUUAAAGGUGAGCAUAUUCCCCUAUUUUUUUUGCUACGCUGGUUAGGAUUUUUGUUUUCAAUUUAUUUUAUUUUCAGUUUUUGCGGAAGCGUGGUUUUAUCACUGCUCGAUGUGAGAAUUCGAUCCUUGCGUGAGGAGGUGAAAUGUACAAUCUUCGAUAUUAAAGAUAAUUGUGAAACUUAAUUUGAAUUUCACCGCUUAUCCUUUGUGCUCAUACUCAAAGCAAUCGGUAUUGGAAGAACUAAUUGCUUGUCUUGUUAAUUUACCUUUUGGAUUGGUUUGCGAAAACCCUUUCUUUUGCUAUCAAAUUUGUUGUUCCAUAUAGUAUCGCUCAGUGCAUUUUGUUGACCUUUCUCUGAAAGGGUUUAAGGUAACAAUGGCCGCUGCUCUUUUUCUUGUCUUUUUACCUACGGCUCUAGUUCGUGAUCGUCUGAGAACGAAGAAAGAAAGAGACAUCCUGGUAGAUGUUCAGCAUCCGUUCAUUGUUAAACUUCACUAUGGUAGGUCUAAUUUACUUUGAUUAAUUAUUUUUAUUCAAAUUUGCUAAAACGACUUUUUAAACCAAUAUGCACUCGCGGAUCAUCCAGUAGCCUCUGUGGCUCAAUCCUUUACUGCCGUGAUGUUAAGCUUUGAUUCGGGGUUCCACAGGCUUUGAAAUACGGCUCCCAGACAGAUUUUUUGGAAACUUUAAAAUCCAAGGAAAUAUAUAUUUAUGUUUCGAAUUAGAAGUGUGAAGAAAAGCGAACAGCUUGAAGUGUCUAGGCUAGAUUUUAAAUGAAGAUUUGCAAGCAGUUUAUCGCAUUUUGCAGUGUUUUUUAUACAUUUAAAACGCACAUAAUAUGAAUGACUGAAUUCAUUAAUAGAUAAACAAAUAAUGUUGAAAAUAAUCAUGCUAAAUAAUAGUUUUUGAACAGUGAGUUCAACAGUGAGUGUUCUCAAGGCUAAGUUUCCUUAUUUGCAUUCCCAGCUUUCCAAACAGAAGGAAAAGUUUAUUUGAUUCUUGAUUUUCUAAGAGGAGGGGAUUUAUUUACAAGGUUAUCAAAAGAGGUACGAAAACUGUAAGAAUUUCUUAUAUUGGAGCACAAAUAAUUUUGAAAUUAAGUUUACCGGUACUUCAAUAUUUGUGAUAAGUAAUCAUCAUGAAGUAUCAAGUUUUUCACUCUAUCACUGACAUCCUGUGGCUGAAGCUUGAGCUGAUGAUGGAGUUAGUUGUCAAAACUCUGAGGUGGCAAAGUUAUCUGGUAGCCAGCCAUUGUGUGCAUUAACCACUUCUUCAUGUGUUCUUAGAUAUUUUUUACAACAUACAUUUAUUAUGUCAAAUUUUUAUUCCUUUUGUAUCUUUAUGAAACAGAUUAUGUUUACAGAAGAGGAUGUGAAAUUCUACUUGGCAGAGUUAGCUUUAGCUUUGGACCAUCUUCACAAGAUUGGAAUUAUUUAUAGAGAUCUAAAACCUGAGAAGUAAGUAUCCUUUUUUUGUAAAUCUGAGCAUUUCCUAAAGAUUAUUCUCUGUAUGUUCUUGAAGGAUGAAACAGGCAGUUUGAUAGUUUGCUCAAUUCUGCCAGCAUCUGUUAGGGUUCUAGUGUACCCCUCCUUUCUCAAAGCGAUUUUGUGUUCUCUUUUGAUUGUGGGGUAUAGAUGAUUAACUGCUGGGGAGAACUACUGAUAGUGGAUAUAUUUGACACUCUGGUAACAGAGUUAUAUUGGAUAAAUUUGUGAGUGGAGACAUUUUGGUCUGUUCCAGGGAAAUUCACUAUCAAUGUGCAUGUUCACUUGAGGACUGUUGCAUGCUUGUUCUUUUGCUUAGUUAUAGUAAAAGUUCAUUUGUUGGAGUAACUUGGGCAAGUCUGAUUGUCUUUUUUUAUGUAUCAAGGAGAAUUUUUGUCAGAAAAAAAAAUUAAAGAAAACAAUUUGGAUGCUGUAGGCUUGUUUAGUUAUCUUUGGCAGAACUUUUUAUCAUUACUUUUAUGGAAAUUGUCGAGGAGAUGGGACAAAAAUGUUGAAGGCAUCGGUGAGGGGGGUAUACCCUGUCAUACCAGUGUGUUUGCUUAUCAAGAAGAAAAUUAAAGGGUUCAAGGAAUAUAGCCCUCAAUGACUUUAUGAAAUAAUAGGAUCUUCUUUGAGCAAAUACAAGUCAGUUUGAGAGGAGAAUUCAGCAGUCUAUCAAAUGUCACUUAGAGUUUUUUUGGUCAUGCGACCCUCCAGUUAUACUUGGGUGGGGUCAAUUGCCUCAUUGCAGCUUUCUGGUAACACCUUGAUCAUUUUAUAUUAAUGACCUUGUUGAUAAAUGUAGUAAAUGUAUAUUUAUCCUGUAUUGUUUUCAGUAUUCUGCUAGAUGCUAGUGGCCAUGUCACACUAACAGGUUGGUAGAUUUAAAGUAUCUGUUGUUCCUUGAGGAAUUAGUAUUGUAUAUUUGUUAACUAAGUGGCUUUGUUUUUAUUUUAGACUUUGGUCUUUCAAAAGAAUCUGAAUAUGAUCAGAAAACAUACUCAUUCUGUGGAACAGUUGAGUACAUGGCUCCAGAGGUAAUUCUCUUUUUACUUAUGAAUUUAAAUCUUCACCUGAAUGUAGUGUGUGUAUUCAGAUAGUUCAUUUCUGUAGCACUUUAUCCUUCACAGAACAUUAUCAUGGAGACUCAUUCACUCUGUGAAACUAAGGUCCAAGUCAGCAUAUGCUGAUUAAAAACUCCAUUUACACUGUAUGUGUACCAGUUACAAUGUAUAAUUGUUGUUCAAUUCAUCUUCCAGGUGGUAAACAGAAGAGGUCAUACACAGGCUGCAGACUGGUGGUCUUACGGUGUCCUGAUGGUCAGUAAAAUUGUCCUAAGCUUUCCUCUUAGGGUUUAUCACAUGAAUGUACUCCUCUGACAGCUAAACUUUAACCCUUCAACCCUUAAGAGUAAAUAGCUUCUAAUUUCUCUUUACAGUAUCAUCCCUGAGUCACACAUUAAGGUCAUGGGAAUAAAGGAAAUGAUCAACAACAAAAGAAGCUCUUGAUUGUUAAACAAAUUCUCAUUGCCAGUACCUUAUGAAAUGUGUAGAGAACAGUGCGGAGAAGAUGUAUACUGAUGUAAUGGUGUAAAAGGAUCAUUUAUGAUUAGGCAACUCUCCACCUUCUCUCCAAAUUUUUAGUCACAAUUCUUGACAAGGGAUUUUUGGAACAAUAUCUCCAGAUAAUUAACAAUUUGCAGCUCAAAUGUUUCUCAAAUGUGAUAUUUCCUUUUCUUUUCAUUUUCAGUACGAGAUGUUGACAGGUGCUCUCCCAUUUCAAGGGAAAGACAGAAAAGAUACAAUGAAUAUGAUUUUAAAGUAAGUAAAUUAGGAAAAACACUUUUGGUCACUCGCUCUGAUGAAGGACUAAUACUUAAACUGCCUUAAAAACUCUUUACAGAGACCAAUUUACAUUAUCAACUUAAUUGAUAGAACCAAAAUUUUACUUUUGAUCACAGUUUGCAAAAAUAGGUUAGCAUUUCAAAUUGUUGUUUUUCUCAUAAGUUGCAUUUUAUAUAACUAUAUAUUUUUAACAUUACAAUUAACAGGGCCAAACUUGGUAUGCCUCAGUUCUUAUCCCCGGAUGCUCAAAGUCUUUUGAGAAUGCUGUUCAAAAGGAAUCCAGCAAACAGAUUAGGUGAGUUGGAGAGAUUAGACACAAGUUAGAAAUUAUUACAACUGUGGUUUUUAAAUAUUCCUUUGGUUUUUAUCUUUUUUAUUUUAUGGGGCAUAACUGAAGAGUUUUUCAGUUGUUACUGGUCCAGCUUUUUAUAAUACAGACCAUGGUCUGAAAUUUUUUCUGUGCUAUUUGCAUCAUAAUUGAAAAAUUCAAACCAGCAGAAAAGAAUAAACAAUUUAUUUACUAGUCAAGACCAGUCCAUUUGGAAAAAACUGUGCCCUUGGUUUUAAGUACAGCCCUCUGUGACUCUCUGUCAUCAUACACAAGACUUUAGGCUCAGCUUUCUUCUCCUUUUUUUACUAUUUUUAUGAACCUCCUUCCUGGAAUAUAGCAUAUCCUGGUAUAUGUAGAUGUAGUGUGCAGAGUUUGCUGUUGUCUAUACAUUAGUUAGAGAUCAAGAAAAGUACUUUAAUUAGUGUGAGGGUUAUUUUUUCACUUCAUUUGUUCAUCAUUCCAGGUGUUGGUGAGAAUGGCAUUGAAGAUAUCAAGGCACAUUCCUUCUUUUCAUCCAUAGAAUGGGAGGUUUGUUUUUAAAAGCUCUUAUUUCUUUUCGUUGUGUCCUGAUUUGGUGCUGAAUUCAUUCCUCAAAGCUUGGCUCACAUAAGGAUUGAUUCAUGUCUCCUGCCCUAGAACCUGAGUUGCUCAACUCUUAUCCUUUCAACUCCUAAGAUCUGAUUGUUAAUUCUCCCCUCCAGUUCCUACACAUUUCCUUAUUAAUUGGACACUAGAAUUUGGUGUGAGAUCAGAUGACAACUUCUACUCGAUGAGUUUGAGUAUUCUUGUAACCUGUUUGCCAGAUGAUGUGUUGAUAUUACUGGGAGAAGUUAUGUGUUAAUCACUUUUGGGAGUUAAUAUAAAGGGUCAAGAGCUUUUACAAGCACAGAGUUGCACAGGUCACCCAACCUCAAGUAAAAGUAGGUUUCCUGUUGUACUCAGGGUCUAUUGAAGUGCAGCCUUAUGCCUUCUUGUUGUGUUGAUUCCUAAAGAUUCCUAAAGGUGGAUUUGAUAUUUUCAGAAAUUGUACAAAAAAGAGCUGAGGCCCCCAUUCAAGCCUGCAGCUGGGAGAGCAGAUGAUGCAUUCUAUUUUGAUCCUGAGUUUACCUCCAAGACACCACAAGGUAUUGUUAAAGACAAAAACGUUACCAUUUUAAUCUGACAUCCAGACCACUGCAGUCAUGGAAGGCUGAGAGUCCAUGAUCAAAUUAAACCUUUACCUGCUCAAUUUUGAAUUACUGCACAAUUGAACAACAGAAUAAGAGAGCACAUGAUGGAAUAAACUUAAGAUAGAUAUGACAUAAACUUUAGUUUGCCUCACAUUUGAUAGUAUCUGUACUGAGCUAUAUGUAACAUCCUAAAGGAAAACAAAACAACAGAAAAUCAAUAUAGACUGAAAAUCAACAUUCACUAUAAAUAUUUUCUACAAGAAAUAUUACCAUUUAUUUACCAGUGGAUCAUUGAAUUAUGCAAUUCAUGAGUUUUUAUUGGCUUAGCCAUCAUAUAUGAGUUAUGAGCCAUUAUUCCAUACUCUACAUGGUGUUUUGGUACAUUAUAAUAUUAUGUUUGAUCUUACAAAAUAAAGUUGGGAAGAUUUUCAAUAUUUUGGGGCAUUUUCAAUAAAACAAUUGUUCCAUUUGCACUUGUUGAAUACAAGAUGAUUAUAGCCAACUUAGCCUUUGGCUAUCCAUCAUCUCAGAUCCAACAUGUACUCUGAAAUAGUUAUUUAAUAUUAUACAUCAGAUGAUUAGGAAGAUCAAUAUGCAAGAAAUCUUGCAUCAGAAUUAAGGGAAAUUAUCAGUAGUUCUGAAAGAGUCAGGAUGUUAGUCGCUAGAUAUGAACAAGAGUUACUUCAGUAUAAAAAUUCUUUCAUCAGCAUUUAACAAAUGGUCACUUACACCUAACUGUAACUUAAUAUUUUGUGAAGUGCAAAAUUGUACAUUCAACAGCUGUGGUUCAACUAGCAUCAAUAAUUUGAAACAUGGCAUUCCCUUUUGGCACAACUUCUAUGAACAAAAUGUAGUUGACCCUUUUACACCCAAUUUCUUAAAAUUGACUCCCUGCACUGUCUUCUAUCCUUUUCUUGAGAAUUUUAUCCCACAUAAUUUGGUGUUCAAUCAAACAAUGUUGCCUACAUGUACAUAAUGUUUUUCUCGUUGCCUGUCUGCAUGUGAAUUUAUUGAUAUUGUUAGGAAAAUUCUGUUUGGUUACUCCUGAGAAACCAUAGUGAAAGGUUACAGAGGAUUUCAUGCCAACCUGUUGCUUGCUUGAUGCUAUCUUUUGUUCUCAGAUUCCCCAGCUGUUCCUCCAAGUGCCACAUGUCAUCAGCUCUUUAGAGGAUUCAGUUUUGUGGAUCCAUCACUUGUACAAGUAAGUUAUGGUAUACAUUUCUGAAUAGCUCCUUGAAACUUUAUGAGCUAGGGAAGAAUAGUUUUCUUUGGGCACAUUCAUGUGUCAGCAUUCCCUCCUGCUAACUAGUACACAGCUAUACUUUUUGUCUUAAGUCUCACCUCCUAUUAGACAUAGUAGCUACUACUGUUUGUAAUUGGACAGCUUGGAGUGCAGUGUAGGAAUAUUGCAAAUUAUUCUUCAUUUCAAGAUUACAAUGCAUGAUUACAACAAAGCCGGUUAUGUGGCUUGGAACCUCUGUGCUCCAUGUCUUUGUCCACAAUCCAUUGCCAUGUGGUCUUUUGACCACAAAAGUUAUCUCUCUUUGGACAUAAACGGUUUAACUGUAUGAUUAUGCAUUAACUCUGGUAUAUUAUAAAUAUGUGUACUGGGAACCAAUCAGAAUUAAGGCUUUAAUUGUUGCACAGUAAAUGAAUGUGACUUUUCUUUGCCAUUGCAAUGGUUCACUGAUAGUCCUGGUUUCAUUACAGGAGGAAUCUGAUCAAACAACAUCCAAUGGACCUGAAAAAAUGGAAACUGACCAUAGAGUAAGAAAUCAGUUACUAAUAACUUACAAGUUCUUGUGUUCCUUGCUUGCUUUUCUGUUACUUUUUCUGAUACAUUAUUUUUUCUUUUUUCUUUUCCCUUUGGUCAAAGUUAAGUCUUUUUUUAUUGAUUCAUUCCCCAAAACAUAGUUAUUGACAGAGCUAGUUUGAAAGUUUCCAGGUUAAAGCUUGUUGCUUGUGAUGUAAACAGCCCUCUUUAGUCAAAAUAUACAAUUGAUAUUAACAGGUCUAAGAUUAUUGAUUAUUUAUAUUAAAAGCUUAUUGAAGUUUUUUUUAUUUCACUCCAGCCUUUGCAUAACAUCUUCCAGAUAAGAACAACAUCCAUUCUUGAAGAAUAUGAUAUUAAACAGGUAGAUUCAUGCAUAAUUUGUUUUUAAAAGAUAAUGACGUUGCUUGGUAUUUUUUUCUUCUUACACCAUAUGACUGGAUGGGCAACAUUGCGUUUUAUAUGAUUAGCUGAAUUAUACAGUCAUAUGUUUUAACUGGUACAUGUAUUUACUUAUGAUCUUUUUGAGGACAGUCACUAUUUACAACAUUUUGUUUUUUUGUCAUAUAAAACAAAUACAUUCCAUGUUGCUGUGGGUCUAUUUAGUAAUUGAUCACAGAAAAUGUCAAAAUGUGAAGAGAAAAUCAGUGACACAUGUGGCUGCCCCUUGUGUGCAACUUUUUUGUUCUUAUCAGAUGUCAUCUGUGAACUUUUCUGAAGAGAUGUAUCAGGCAAAUGGAAUCUGUUUAUUGAGUGUAGUGAAGUGUGAUAGAGUGAUGAGGGUUUUUCAGUUAAGAUGGUUUUCUCAGAUGUUGAGUACAUUUAUGGCAACUUGACUCUGCAUUAUGCUCAUGUGGCCAUUAGUGACAGGAUUAAUUAGAAAGAAUGAUAAACAUUCUUAGUUGUGGGCACAGUAGGCUGAGUAAUGUCCAUAUUAUACUGAACCUUUUUGCUAAUUAAACCUUUAUAUUUUUGGCAACAGGAAAUUGGAAGAGGAUCAUAUUCAGUAUGUAAAAAAUGUAUUCACAAAGCAUCAGGGGGAGAGUGUGCAGUCAAGGUAUAAAACAUUGAUUUUCAUCAGGUUAAUUGCACAAUGUAUGCACACCAUUUAGAGCCACCUUUGAUCUGCAUGUUUUAAGUUAAAUAUCCCCUUCUGCAAGUCUUAAGCCCAAUGAUAAAUAGGGAGGGCUCCUCAAAAAAUUGGGUAAAGUUACGAACUGUUACAGGGCUUGAAGUUAACUUUUUAGUUGACUUGCAAAGUUUUGCUAGUUAGAUUUUUUUCCCCAAGCAAACUGGUGAGACCAUAGCAAAUUCUUUCCCUUUGAAAUAUCAAUUAUCAUAUUUGAUAUAAAGUUUAGAACUGAUAUUUUGCACAGGCUAUCAAUAAGCUGAAAAGUUUUAUAAAAAAGGUAGUAGUAGUAGUAGUAGUGCUCCUAAUUGCUUCAUGCUAUGGAGACCAGGAUAAACUCCAGCUGGAUAGGCCUCUAGGGUCUGGUACAGACUUGACUGUUUACAUGAAUUUUGGAAAAGACAUGGUCAUUGAGAAUUUUACUCCUUGUUCUAACUUUACAGAUUGUAGAUAAGAGUAAACGAGAUCCUACAGAAGAAAUUGAGGUGAGAACUACUCUUUAAUUGUUUGAUUUUUCUGGCUUUACUUGUUUUAUAAAAUCAUGUGUUCUUUCUGAGUCAUUGCUAGCUUGUUAAAUUUUGAAACAAAUAGAGUGUGAAAAAUAUUCCACUUUUAGCAGUUAUGCCUUGCAUUUUGUAAUUCCACAGAGGAAUAACAAAAAUUUUGAUAUUGUUUUAAUUGGCAAACUAAAACACUAACUUAUCAAUUAUAUAUUAGGUAAUUAACACCAACUGUUUCCCUUACAGAUUCUUUUACGAUAUGGAAGCUAUCCAAAUGUGAUUCACCUCAGAGAUGUAAGCUGAGAUAUUUACAUGUAGAGAGAUUUUUAAUUUGAUUUUUGAUUUUUCUCUGUCUUCUCCUAACCUCUUAACUUGACAAGGUAUUGAUAUUGUAAGGAGAAAUUACUUAUUGAUCGGUCUUAAAAGUGUUAGGGUUGAUUGUGAAAAGACUUGGUUGAGCUUCCGAAGAUGCAGGUCGCGUAAUGGGUAACCAGGUCUCCACAGCUCCCCUUCCCUUGCUCCUUAAACAUCCUCUUCACACCUCCCCCCUUCUUAUUUUUUGUUCACCACUCAAAAGAUGUAACUGAUAUACAUAAAUAUUUUCUUCUUCGUCGAAGGUGUUUGAAGAUGACAAAAAUGUGUUCAUGGUGAUGGAGCUCAUGAAGGGUGGAGAACUACUGGAUAGAAUAUUGAAACACAAGAGUCUAUCAGAAAGAGAGGCUGCUCUCAUCAUGUACACUCUGGCUAGCACAUUUACUUUCCUUCAUGAAGAAGGGGUAGGUUAUAUGUUUUUGACCAAUCUCCAUGUCAGUUUGACUAGAAUAUUGGCAACAUUGUGUAUUUUUAGUUUUUUACCCAGUUGUCGUGACCGAGUAAGCUCGCGCGAAAAAGACUGUGCGAUAACGUAAAUUGGCCACCGUUAAGAGUUUCAAAGCGGACAUUUCAGCCAGAGCGAAGGGCUAACGCUCGAAACGUCAGCUUUGAAACUCUUAACGUUGACCAAUUUACGUUAUCAACUCAGUUGAUAAUACCACAUUAUUUUAUUCUGGGACUGUCCUUGUUUUGCUUGUCUACGCUCUUUGAUUGUGUCGAGAAAACUCGAGCCAGCCUCUCAAUUAAUCAGAAACUGAGAACAACUAAAUCCAUCCCGACUUGGUCACUCGCGUUUUCCCGCGCUUUAGACAGUGAACAUCUUUUUCCUUUGAGUUCUCAUUGGCUCCUUGUGACAUUUUCCUUUAUUCUGAAUGGUCGUUGAGAUCACUUUGGUUAUGGUUUUACAAAACUUAAUCGAAAAGUUUCCCAUAUGUAAAGAUACAAUUUUCGGUUUUGCGAUAACAAUUUGGGUAAUCCCGCCCCUGUUGCUUUCUCUGGUAGCCAACCAUGAACUAACGAGAAUUUUCCCCCUUCGUUAUAGGUUGUACACAGGGAUUUAAAACCAAGCAACAUCAUGUACGCGGACGACAGCGGCAGCCCCGAGUCUCUGAGGAUAGUUGAUUUUGGGUUUGCUAAACAGAUCCGCGCGUCAAAUGGUCUGCUUAUGACACCAUGUUAUACGGCAAAUUUCGUGGCUCCAGAGGUGCUCAAGAAACAGGGAUACGAUGCGGCUUGUGACAUCUGGAGCUUGGGCGUUCUUCUUUACACCAUGCUAGCUGGGUGAGUGAGUGUUUCGUAGUGUUCUUGAGAACUGUUAGUCUUCCAUGCAGUAGCUUGGGAGCAGGUCCUCAUUAUUAGCGCUGAAAGACGCGCGUUUCUCCGCGCCCGGGGAGAUUUCGGACGAGUCGGGAAGAAGUUUGGAGGAGGGUCAUUAGUCAGCAUAAUGUGUAGAAAGAAACCGCGUUAUUGCUGACAAAACGGAGACCUAUGUAGUUAUAGUUGCGGCUAACACUUUCUUCAUUUAUCAACAUCAGGCAAACACCAUUUGCCGUCGGCCCAGAAGAUUCUGCAUCGGUCAUUUUGUCAAGAAUCGGGGAAGGAAAGUAUUCCCUUGUGGGAGGAGCCUGGGACCAUGUCUCAGAUGUUGCUAAGGUAAUGUCAUAAAAACCUUACUUAAAGUGUCAUUGUUCCUAACAUUAUUUCUGUGAAAGGUUAGAUGUCUAUGUCGAACAAAUAAAUGUUAUUGAAAAGUCUAGAACCUACCCUAUAAUGAAUUUAGAUACACUUUGUUAGAUUUCUUACGAGGCGUCUGUAUUAGAACGCUCCAGAGACUACGAGGAGUCCCUCCUUUUCGGCGAAGUCCGUCGCGUUAAUUAAAAAAAAAAUUGAGUGAAAAAAAUUCAUGUUAGUGCGCCGCGCCGAAUUCUGGAAAGGAGGCGCGCCAAAAGAUGGAACCUUACUUUUUUUGUGCUUCGCACCCAAAGCAUUGAUCUUGUUUUGUUCUGAUUUGCCUAUCAUUGAUUGACACCUUUUUGAUUACUCUCUAGGAUUUAGUCAGACAGAUGCUUCACGUUAAUCCAAGAUUGCGGCUGACAGCAAAACAGGUGAGCUUGAAAUAAUUUACAAAUAGUUGUUAGAGAAAUGACCUGUGGAUGGAUUAUCUUGCAUUGAGUAAUUGGCAAUUUAAAAUUAAAGUCCUUCGAACGUCAAUCUUCCUUUUCGUGUUGGCCUUUGAUACUUUAGUGAGUGUUUUAUCCUUGUUUUAACUGUUCAAAGAAACAAGAUUGAUCUUCUUUUUCACUUGGAAAAUGACUGAAAGCCAUUUCCAAGUUGUUUCUAUGGUCCAAAAUUCACUCUUUCCCAUCCAUCGUUCCAUCACUUCAGUGGCUCACAGCCAUUUUGAUUUUUCAGUAAUGGCGUUUUAAUAAAAUUUUUGUUUUUGUGUAGGUGUAUUUUAUUAUUUAUAUAUUUACGUUCGUGGCUCCUCCUAACCGUUUUUCUCUCUUUUCAGGUUCUUCAACACCCAUGGGUGGUAAGUCGUCAUCAACUACCUCAGCACAGGCUUCACCAAGUCAGCAGUGUGUCAAGAAUUAAGGAAGCUGUCAAGGCAACUUUCUCCGCCCUCUCUUCCCCUGACAACAAGCGGCUUAAACCCGUCCAUGCCUCGCUGCUGGCACAGCGAAGAACGAGAAAGAAGUCGCCAAAAUAAACGAUGGGGCGUUUUUUGUACGCACUCAUCCUUUUGUAAUGAUACUUUGGUACGUGUUAUAGAUAAGAACAUUUUUUACGUUCUUGAACAAGUGAGACAUAGAUAACCCACAAAACCUUCGUUAUCUCCAUCCAUCUGGGUGCAGUGUCCCGUAUGACGAGACCAAGUUGAUGCAACAGUCAUCGCGGGCUCACUUGAUACUCCAUACGGAGUUUUGGUUCAACCCUUUAACUCCCAAGAUCUCAUUAGUAAUUCUCCUUACCAUCUGCCAUAUAAUUCUUGUGAUGUUAGUUCAAAGAAUUUGGUACUGGAUCAACUAAUAAUCCUCUAAUUGAUAUUGUUCUUUAUUCUCAUUGCUUGUCCACUUGACAUCGUAUCUAUAUUGUAAGGAGAAAUUCUUUCUUUGUCACUCGUGGGAGUUAAAGGGUUAUAACGUAUGGUGAUGCUCUCCUCAGAUUGCUUGUCUUCGAGUGGAGAAAACGUUGUUUUGUUGGCUAAGACUGUAAAGUAAAACGAAUUGAUUUUUGCGUGGUACAUAUUUAUAUAGAUUACAGUUAAGCGUAGUUGGUUCAGAAAAUAGAAAACAAUUUCAUUCGGCCAAGACAUGUCACUUAUCAAUUUUUGCCACUAGGGAAUUUUGCUCACUAACGACUUCUAGGCGCAAAAUUCUUAAUUCUUGAAACAAAAAUACUUGUAUUAUGCGACUGAUAAGAAAAAUUGUGACAAGAAUAUACCACUAAAUUCGUACACUAGAAAGAUUUAUCACGGGGAGGAUCACGAAACACUUGGAUAGAAAAAAAAUCACAUUUUAAAAAAAAUUUAGUUUCUUUUCUAGCCAAGAGUUAUAAUGGAGAGGGUACAAUUGGUUCAUUUGAUAUUAGGGUAUCGGAAAAAGAGGCCGAGAAUGUAGUCAUGUAACAUAAACAAGUAAAAAAGCUUAAUUCAAAAUUUUCCGUCUGAAGGUAAAGGCUGACCAUUUAAAAAUGUUAACCAGUUUAGUUUAGAGAACAAAUAUUCAUUAUUUUUCCCAGAAAGUAGUAAAGUGUGUCAAUUUGAAAGUGACAAUAUUCAGACCUAUUUUGUACACCACAAGUCAUGAGUAUUUUUCUAUGUUUUCGGGGCAGUUUUCUCUCAAACUUUGUAUAAUGUUUGUACACAUUGUAGGUUAAAUUCAACAUGCAUUGGUAAUGUACAUGG
This is a messenger RNA of Pocillopora meandrina, 13377 nucleotides long. NCBI's taxonomy places the organism in Eukaryota, Metazoa, Cnidaria, Anthozoa, Scleractinia, Pocilloporidae. The record is from the annotation of a GenBank genome assembly.